Lasiosphaeria miniovina is the source of this 327-nucleotide messenger RNA. RefSeq lists its product as uncharacterized. The record is from RefSeq and is a predicted model, not a curated record. The coding region runs from base 1 to 327 and encodes 108 amino acids. NCBI's taxonomy places the organism in Eukaryota, Fungi, Ascomycota, Sordariomycetes, Sordariales, Lasiosphaeriaceae. The transcript has a single exon.
AUGUGCAUCUCAGAACACUACACCGACCCCACCUGCCGGCACACGUGGGCGCGCAUCUGCCAGCCCUGCGGCCCGGGCAUGGGCUUCACGACGUGCCCUUCCUUCUUCGGCAACGACGGCACGUGUAUGUACGCGCGCCGCGGAGCCAAGCCGGCGCCGCGCGGCCCGUUCGUCGUCUACUGCGAGCCGUGUCCCGUGUGCGACCUGCGCGGGGCUUACGAUCGGAAUGCUGUUCGUGUUGUGGUGGGCGUGCGCCGCGGUGUGAGGGCCGGCGCUGGGCCGGGACGCGGCGACCCGGGUGUGGAUUUCACGUGCUGUGUUAUGUGA